ACGGAAAAAGACCACUGCCCGACUGAGGAAUUGAACCCCAGACCUUCCGAUUACCGGUCGGACGUACUGCCAUUACACUACCGGGCUGUCUUCUUCCGUCUUAGGAUCUCUCCAGGAUCCUAACAAGGACGUUUGCAACAUACGUUAAUACAUAAAGUUUUGAGUUUUUUCAAAGAAUACAGAUUAACCAUAAAAAGUCUAGUUACAUAGUUUGAUAGUUCUUUUUGAGGACUAUCGUAUAGUAUAGAAAUAUUUUUGCAGUCAACCUCUUUUGCCAAAAAUGUUAUCAAACUGAUUUCAACCCAAUAUUCUCCAAGAACAAAAUUUUAAAUUUUGGCUAAAAUAAUUGCUAAUUAUUUUUAUAUAUAUUAUUAUGUGCAUUGGAAAAGUUGAAGACGAUCGUGUUUACACAAGCGGUUGUUCGAGUUGAUCUUUUUUCGUCAAUACGCUUUUGUGAGCCUUUUCUAUCUAUGACUCAAAAUCUAAUAUGAAAGUUUCGUAUUAGGUUUUGAGUUGCUGUUUCGUACGAAACAGCAACUCUUAUAAUUUAUACCAAUGUUUAUUAAUUUUUAUCAAUUUUCAAAAAAAAUCAUCCUUACUGAUCUUCUAUAGUGUGAUGGUAUGCUAGAAUAGAAGCAGACAGCGCGAAAUAAGAUUUUCUGAUUAAGGUACCAGAUAGAUAAACGUAGACGUACAGCAGAAGAUGAAAUCUGUUUGUCGGUGAGUUUGUUUUAACAACAUCAUUGUAUAAUUCAGAGUGAGAGAGUUUUGUGGAACUGACAAGGAGAGGACAUCAAGUGUGAAAUCGCUUUUUUUUGAAAAUCUAGUGGACAACGAGUAAUCGACUAUGCUGAAUCCGAAUAUGACAAUCAUUUUGGCAAUAGGUCCCCAGAGACCGAUUUCUCCAAAACUGGUUUUCAAGAAACUCUUAAAAAAUAACCAAAACGUUUCUUAAUAAGCGAAGACUAUAGCCCGGAGAUAUCUAAUUAAAAUGAGACGUCUCCCGGCUGUACACGACCUUUCUUUGCAAAAUUAUAGAAUUUACAAGAAAAACCCUAAAUUUAGUUCUUCUUCUGUAGGUUUGGGCUGGCAAUGAACUUAUUAGGGCUUUUCUUUUUUUUAAUUAGGGCUUUUCGUGUAAAUUCUAUAACUUUGCAAAGAAAGGUCAUGUAGAGCUGGCAGAUGUCUCAUUUUAAUCAGAAAUCUCUGGUCUACAAUCAUGACUUGAUUUUAUUAAUCAAGAAAUAUUUUGGUUAUUUUUUAAGAGUUUCUGGAAAACCAGCUUUGGAGAAAUGCGGUUUUUGGAGACCUAUUGGUCAAAAUGAUUACCAUAUUCGGAUCCACCAUAGUGGAUUACCCGUUGUCCAUUUUUUUCGAAAAAAAAGUGAUUUCAAACUUGGUGUUCUUUCCUCAUGAGUUUAAAGAAUUGUGCUUGUAAAGAAAAAUUUUGAGUAAUAAAAUACUGUUAUAUGUAAUUUUUCAUUUUAGGAAUAUCAUCCCAUGGAUUCUUUGAUGGAGAAUGAACGUUCACCAUCUGCUACUCUUAAAUUGUGUGAAUUAAAUAUAAGAUUUAGUAAAGAAACUAGUCCUAAGAAAAAAACAGCCCUUAUUCAAUAUAUAUUCCUAAGGUCACCGUAUUUGAAGAAACUAGCUUUGAAUAUAAAUAAUUUAGAAUAUUUUUUUGGAAAUGAUCAAAAUAAUUUCGUUAUAUUUAAGAACAUAAAACAUUUAGAAUUAACGAAACCGCGUGCUACUGAAUACAAUACAAAUAACCUUGAAAAUAUCAUUACGGUAUUUCCAAAUUUAAAUUAUCUUGUGUUAGGUACAUGUCAUUUUGUGUAUGAUCAAGUCAUACCAUUGAUUACACAACUAGCUAAAAAUUUAAAAUGUCUAAGCAUUUUAUAUAUCGAUAAAUAUUUAUUACGCUCUGAUGACGAAAUAGAUAUGAUCAAAUCAAUACCAGUUUUAGAGAAUAAACAAUGUGUAGUAUCGUACCCAAGACGGACUGCACUGGUGAUAUGGCUUUAA
This is a messenger RNA of Didymodactylos carnosus, 2028 nucleotides long. The record is from the annotation of a GenBank genome assembly. Lineage: Eukaryota; Metazoa; Rotifera; Eurotatoria; Philodinida; Philodinidae.